AUGAUGAGCAGUCGAAUACGAACAAUUGUGCUAUAUCGCAGAAACAUCGAUACACCAAAACCUUCAAGUUCAAAUUACUCGCAACAACCAUCGAGACACCCGCUGGGUUUCAGUAUUGUAGGUGGCAUCGAUUCACCGCGUGGUCCCAUGGGAAUCUUCGUCAAAACUGUCUUCGCCGAUGGAUUAGCAGCAAAAAGUGGCCUUGUUUGUAAAGGGGAUGAAAUUUUGAGUGUUAAUGGAGUGGAGCUGAAUGGAAAAACGCAUGCAGAAGCGUUACAAAUAUUCAAGAGAAGUGCAAAAAUUGAUGUAACUCUUUGCAUUCGUCGAAACAUUCCUAAUUCGUCGAAACAGAAUAGAAUCUUCGAUUACACCGAAACAAAUCAAAAAUUGACGACAGCUAAUGAUAAAUACGAAGGUGUUAAGAAAUGCGUUACACAUGCAUCGUCAGAAACAUCAAGAAAUACCGCAUGCCUGAGAUGCCGGAUUCUGAUCCGAAGUCAACAACGGAAAAUGUAUGGUUGUCCGAAUGCUAAUGCUUUUGUAAGAGCAAAGCGUGCACUCGGCAUUAAGUACGAGCUGAUGCGCAAACAAAUCAUUCUUCGACGAUCAGCGCCAUCGGAACGUCUCGGUCUCGGGAUUGCCAUUGAGAGCGAUGAUAACGAUAACAAAGUGAUUUGUGUACGUGUAGAACAAGUGGAUCCAUGUUCCAUUGCUUCUCGAAGUGGCUUACAAGUUGGUGAUCGAGUAUGGAGUGUUGCUGGUACUGAUGUUCAUCAGUGCACUCGAACUCAAUGCUUGUCACUUUUGCAGCAACCAGCAAUGACUGUUGCUAUGAUUGUCACUCGACAAAAUAUGCUAGUUUUUGGAAAUUUUAACUAA
This is a messenger RNA of Acanthocheilonema viteae, 879 nucleotides long. The record is from the annotation of a GenBank genome assembly. NCBI's taxonomy places the organism in Eukaryota, Metazoa, Nematoda, Chromadorea, Rhabditida, Onchocercidae.